Molecule: messenger RNA, 499 nt
Organism: Vicia villosa (hairy vetch)
Lineage: Eukaryota; Viridiplantae; Streptophyta; Magnoliopsida; Fabales; Fabaceae
Exons: 2
Coding region: 232-402 (56 amino acids)
Molecular function (GO): metal ion binding
Source: RefSeq, a predicted model, not a curated record
GAACUUUGAUGACCAUGAAAGGUUUUUAUUUGAGAUAUUUACCAAAGCUAAGUGAUCAAUUGAGCCCAUUGUUGUUCCAUUGAGUCAUCUAACCAUAACGCCAAUUCAAUGAAUGUCUUCUCUUAACUCAUUAGGGCUAAAAUCUUUUUAUUUAAAUUUAAAACAACAUCCCAUUGUUUAGUUAUAGUGGUCAUACAACUUUCUACUUAUUAAAUUAGAAGGAGGAAAAAUAUGGUUCAAAUUAGUAGUUUUCUAAAUAUUUUGAUCUUCUUUUUGUUUCUAUGUAUUGUCACAAACGUUGAGGGUCAUAUUCCGUGCCAAACAAACCAGGAUUGUCCAAGAUAUUUUUGUCCCCCUCCUUUAACUCCAAUAUGCGUUAAAUAUUUUUGUAAAUGUAAGUAAGUGUAAUAAUGAAGUUUGUAAUUUAUUCUACGUUACUUCUAAUAAUGUAUAAUUUUUAUUUCAAGUUAUAAUAUUGGUAUACUUUUAAUUUUCAUAA